Molecule: messenger RNA, 2043 nt
Organism: Microplitis mediator
Lineage: Eukaryota; Metazoa; Arthropoda; Insecta; Hymenoptera; Braconidae
Product: cationic amino acid transporter 2-like
Exons: 9
Coding region: 252-2021 (589 amino acids)
Biological process (GO): amino acid transport; transmembrane transport
Cellular component (GO): plasma membrane
Molecular function (GO): amino acid transmembrane transporter activity
Source: RefSeq, a predicted model, not a curated record
AGAUCCCAAAACGGUCAUCGUAACUAAUGUCAUUCUCUCAAAUGAACAGAGUAAUCGACAAUCAAUUGAGACAAUUGGCAUGACGCUAAUCUAGUCUGAUUGUUCAAUUUUACAUGUCCGUCUAAAUGUUUAAAUAUAAAUUUUGUUAAGUGAUUGUGAGUUUACUUAAGUUUUUAAUUGUUUCUUCAUGCCUAGGCUAAAACAACAAGACUUUCUUGUAAAUAUAUUUAAAGUGCUUUUAAUUACGCAAGAUGUCGAGCAAGUUGUGGAAAGCUCUCACGAGGAAGAGAAUCGACAGAGAUUUAGAGGGCAAAGGGAAAUUGGCCAGAGUUCUUGGUCUCUUUGAUCUCACGGCUCUGGGAGUCGGCGCGACGUUGGGCCUCGGGGUCUACGUCCUUGCCGGAAGUGUUGCCAAAGGAACCGCAGGUCCUGCGGUCUGCAUUUCCUUCCUGAUUGCGGCGAUUGCGUCAGCUUUGUCGGGAAUGUGCUACGCUGAGUUCGCUUCCCGCGUGCCCAAGGCGGGAUCUGCUUACGUUUACAGCUACGUCACUAUUGGAGAAUUCGUCGCUUUUGUCAUCGGCUGGAAUCUCAUACUCGAGUAUGUAAUUGCGACGGCGAGUGUUGCCAGGGGGCUCAGUAAUUACGUCGACUCGUUGAUUGAGAAUAAGAUGAGAAAUUAUUUUCACUCGGUCAUGCCAAUAAAUGUGUCAUUCCUGUCGGAGUAUCCAGACUUCUUUGCCUUUACGGUUGUUCUGCUUCUGUCUCUUCUUCUUUGCAUCGGCGCGCAGGAGUCGUCGUACCUCAACAUGGGAUUUACGGCAGUAAAUUUGACGACUGUUUUAAUUGUCAUUGUCGCAGGAUCUAUCAAAGCUGAUCCGGCAAAUUGGAACAUCGACCCGGCGAAAAUUCCUCCAGAGUUCAAAAAUGCUGGGACCGGUGGAUUUAUGCCCUUUGGAAUAAGCGGAGUUAUGAUCGGAGCGGCAAAAUGUUUCUAUGGAUUCGUCGGGUUCGACGCGGUCGCCGCCACGGGAGAAGAAGCGAAAAAUCCACAAAAAACAAUUCCGCUUGCAAUAGUAAUUUCUCUUGCUGUCAUCUUCGCGGCCUACUUCUCUAUCUCUACAGUUCUUACGAUGAUGUGGCCUUACUAUGACCAAGAUUCAGAAGCGCCACUUCCUUAUGUCUUCCAGCAAAUUGGCUGGCCGUCAAUUAAGUGGAUCGUUAAUCUCGGCGCUGUUUCUGCUCUCUGUACAAAUCUUCUAGGUUCAAUGUUCCCGCUUCCUCGGAUUCUCUAUGCCAUGGGAAGUGACGGAGUGAUGUUCAAAUUUCUUGCCAAAGUUCACGACAGAACACGCACUCCAAUUUUCGGAACUCUAGUUUCUGGAAUAUUCAUAGGUCUGAUGACUCUCAUGUUCAAUCUCGAGCAACUGAUCGACAUGAUGUCCAUUGGAACCCUGCUGGCGUACACCAUAGUCGCCAUUUCCGUCCUAGUUCUCAGGUAUCAGAAGACAAAUCAAGGGGUUAAAAUUUCCAUGAAUACGAUACCGGAAGAGCGGCCAUCGCCUCUAGAUUAUUGUAGGCAAAUUUUCAAUGUUGACAACCAAACAGUUCCCAGCGACUUCUCCAGCGAAAUUUCCAGCUGGGGCAUAGUUGUUUUCGCAUCAGCGGCAUUUAUAUUUGGUUUGAUUUUCAAUUGUGUGCACUUUGAUGAUAGUGCGAUUAAUGUUUUCCUUUACGUUAUUUUAAUACUGAUAGGCAUUAUUCUUGUUGUUACCGUAUUCGCCAUUAGUAGACAACCCAUUGAUCCAAUAAAACUCGCUUUUAAGGUCCCAUUAGUCCCUUUCUCUCCCUGCCUCAGUAUAUUUAUAAAUCUAUUUUUAAUGCUUCAAUUAGAUGUUUUUACAUGGAUCAGAUUCGCUGUAUGGAUGGUUAUAGGUUUUUGUAUCUACUUUUUCUAUGGAAUGAAAAAUAGUCUGCAAGGUCAAAAAAAUAUCGCGCGACUUCUCGACACACCAUUGCAAUAAAAUAUUUGUAAUUAUUUUUGUA